AUGAUUAACAAGCAUUUCUUUGAAAUUGUGUUGGUGCUCUUGGCCUCUUCUACUCUCUUCUCCCUUGAACUGAAACUGGCUCUCUUCCAACAAAGAGUAAACAGAGGUUUAAAACUGUUGAAUAAAUUCCCCAAAUCAUCAGUUCAGCCGUGUCUGCCACACAGGACAAACUUCCUCCUUUCCCAGCAGUCUGUGAAUCGUCGCCGGUCCCAGAGUGGACAGGCCCUGGCCAUUCUGCAUGAGAUGCUUCUGCAGACCUUCAGCCUCUUCAGGGCAGAUGUGGACCUCAGCCAUGGCGUUUCUUGUCAACUGCCAGCUGACCUGCCCCCGACACCGGACAUACGUGUUUCCAUGUCUGCCAGUGACCUGCUGAGGGGCCCGCAGAUUUUCUGUGAGCACUUCCUGUGUGCUUCUACCUCUCUGCUCAGGCAGCAGGUACUCAGCUCUGAGGAGAGAUGAAAAGAGUCACACCAACCAGCUCACAAGAGAUUGGUGACCAGGACUCAGCUGAUCACCCUCUCUGGAAGGAGACAGGAUCCUCGCCCUGCCUGAGAGCUCUACCUACCUGUUAAGUCUCAGACCUGGAAAAGGUUGCCUGAGAAAUCCAAUAUGAAGAUGAGGGGAACUGAAAGAUCCUACAUGAUUCUGCUCUGUACCUGGAUUAGAAUAAUGAUGAGGAUCUUUCAAAUGACAUCACUAAAGCUAACUGCAGUCUAACCCUUCUGAGAUCCUUGAAACCAUUACCUCUGUCUUCUCAUUAACCCCAUUUAAAUCCCGCUUAUUUCUGCAGCUAUUUGGAGAGAAAAAGAAACCUGGAUUUAGAAUGUUUCAGAUCAAACCAAUAUCCAAGGUGGAACACAAAGGAGUUGUGAGAUAAUGGCUGGUCUGGAAGCAGCUGUUAAAACAUGUGAGGAAUAGAAAUGGACAGAGGACUCAAGAACCAGGAGAGUCCAUGGCAGGAAGUCAGUCAGGUGGAGAGGGUGAGGGAUCAAGGACUCUAGAUUGCACUGAAGAUGCCAAAGGCUUGUUGACUGUGGUUGUGUGUGGCAACAGGGGGUGUGGGAGGAUGCAGGACUGACUUGAAGUUCCUAAGACAAGUUGUCAGUAUCCCUUUUAAACAUUCAUGAUAGUGGGGGGGAGUCAAGAUGGCAGAGAAGUAACAGGCUGGGAUGACAUCAGGUAGCAGGAGAUCAGGUAGAUAGUUUAUCCAACCAUUCCAAACAGCUACACUCUAACAGAAGAUCGAAGAAUAACAGCAAUUCUAGAAACAGAAAAUCAACCACUUUCUGAAAGGUGGGACCUGUGGAGAAGUGAAUUUAAAGUGAUGGAAAAAUAGAUCGCAGGGGGAUGAUCUGGCUCCCUGCAAGCAUGGAUCAAUGGAGCACAAAAUCAGAACUUUUAAAAUCUGUUCCACUGAGGGACAUCACUCCAGAUCGUAAGCUGGGGUGAAGCCCAGUUGGGGAUAACAUGGUCUCAAAACCUGUGGGGUUCAAGAAGGGUCGGGGUUGUUUGAGCGUCACAGAGCUCCCAGGUAUUAGAGCCAGGAAACCGGUUACAGAGACUGAGCUGAGAAAUGAGCUCUGAACUCGGAGUUACCUUCAGCUGUGAUCUGCGGCAUAGGCAGACCCCUUCUCUGUGAGCACGGACCCCACAAGAUCCUGGGAGAUCCCCGGAAGAGUGCAGGGAUCUCCUGGGUUUGGAGACUUCAGGCGGGGCUGUGUGCCAGAGUGGCUUGGUCACAGGCUAGGGGAGCUCAAAGCGGGGCUAUAGGCCAGGGAGAUGCAAAUGAUUGAGCACUUUUCUCCAAGGGUGCACUGAGGAGUAAUGCUCCAAACUCUCAGCUCCUCUGGGCCAGAGAUUUGGAGGCCACCAUUUUCAUGCCAUCCUCCAGAACUCUAUGGAAAGUGUUCAGGGAACAAAAGCUCCAAAGGGGAACGCCAGCGGAUUACUUAGCCCGGCCCCUGGUAAGGGCAGUGCAAUUCCACCUUGGGCAAAGACACUUGAGAAUCACUACAACAGGCCCCUCCCCCAGAAGAUCAACAAGAAAUUCAGCCAAGACUGAGUUCACUACCAAGAAGAACAGCGGAAUUCCAGAGGAGGAGCAAGCAAAGCAUGGAAUUCAUGGCUUUCUCCCCAUGAUUCUUAGUCUUGUAAAAUUAAUUAAUUCUUUUGAAUU
This is a messenger RNA of Mustela lutreola (European mink), 2176 nucleotides long. Its product is annotated as interferon epsilon-like. Gene Ontology annotation, biological process: positive regulation of peptidyl-serine phosphorylation of STAT protein; response to exogenous dsRNA; B cell differentiation. NCBI's taxonomy places the organism in Eukaryota, Metazoa, Chordata, Mammalia, Carnivora, Mustelidae. Gene Ontology annotation, cellular component: extracellular region. The record is from RefSeq and is a predicted model, not a curated record. Gene Ontology annotation, molecular function: type I interferon receptor binding; cytokine activity.